Molecule: messenger RNA, 7025 nt
Organism: Drosophila hydei
Lineage: Eukaryota; Metazoa; Arthropoda; Insecta; Diptera; Drosophilidae
Gene: Sur
Product: ATP-binding cassette sub-family C member Sur
Exons: 23
Coding region: 1-6984 (2327 amino acids)
Biological process (GO): transmembrane transport
Cellular component (GO): membrane
Molecular function (GO): ABC-type transporter activity; ATP hydrolysis activity; ATP binding
Source: RefSeq, a predicted model, not a curated record
AUGGGUUCGCUCUUUAAUCUUAUACGCUGUGAUCAAUUGUUCAAUCGAUCGCGUGAUACGUACGAUAAUCUAAAGACCGAUAUUUGUGGAAUUGAUCGUGUGAAAUAUAUAUUAUCAUGCUUUUGCAUAUUCGUGCUGAUUAUUGGAUGCAUUUAUGUUUGGAAAAAAUGUGAUAGAUGCCAUAAAACUUUGCUGGCCUUUCACAAUUUGCGCGCAGCUGUUUCGCUGCUGCUGCUGGCCGUUAAUAGUUUGGAGCUGGCCAGGAGUCUGCUGCCCCAGCGCAGCACGGAGCAGCUGUAUCAGCUCUUUGACUCAACGCCCAAGGAGCUGAAUGUUCUGAUUAUCAUCGGCACUGGCACCGUGUGGAACGCCCUGGCCGCCAUCCUGUUGACAAUUAUGCUAAUGUGCUAUCAUCGUGUGCUCGAGCGCAAAAAGAUGACAGACUUUCUGUACGGCAGCAUUGCCAUAGAAAUGUUGAUUUUCCUGCUGCGCAUCGAUGAACUCGCCGAGGUGGCCUAUUACGAGGAGCUGCUUGAGCUGGAGACCUUACUGCUCAGCGUAACGGUGAUUUGCCUAUUAGGCUUGGCUGCUCUCGAUGGAUUUACCAUUUAUAAAGAGCGUUAUCGGGACGAUUAUCUGGAGGAUUACGAUUGCAUUGGCUAUAAGCAUACGCUGGCCACAUUCUACUCGAAGAUCUGCUUCUGGUGGCUAACUUCGCUGCUCUGGCUGGGCUAUAAGGAACCGCUCGAGCUGGAAGACCUGGGCCACAUGCGACUGGAGGAUAGCGCCAGAGCGCACUAUGAUCGAUUUUUGUAUAUAUACACGGAGGAGGUGAAAAAAUCGAAUGCAUCGCCUUCUCUGUGGUAUUGUUAUAUAAAGAACAGUUGGCGCAUGUUUGCGCUGGGCGGCUUUUUGAAGUUGGCCGGUGAUUUAUUUGCAUUGAUUGGUCCACUUGCCAUACAGCAAAUAGUGCAGUAUAUUGAAGGACUCUAUGCGGCGGCACGGGAAGAAGUCCAGGCACAGGUCCACGCACAGGCAGCCGCAGCAAAUAGAUCAAUACUAUUGGGGGCUGGGCCUGUGGGCAGUCAAAUGUUUGGGCCUAAUGCGGCCGCAGAUGGUGCCGAUGUUGUUUACUACGAAGAUUAUGAUGUUGGCAAUGAUGAUGGGGGCUACGAUGGUAUUGGUAUUGGUAUUGGCAUCGGUGAUGUGCGAAUUUACUAUGCCAGAUGGUCGGAUUUGCUAACAAAUGGCUGGAGCAUUGCUUGGCUGGUGCUUUUGGCCGCAUUGGCGCAGGCCGCAUUGUCGCAGGCCUCCACGCAUGUGCUCAACAUGACGGGCAUCAGGAUUAAAACAUCGCUACAGGGUCUAAUUUAUCGCAAAAGUUUGCUUCUAAAUGCCAGCAGCGGUUGUGGCAACAAUGCCGCUGAUGAUGACAAACCAGCCACUGCCACCGACUCUGCCACGGCCACUACUUCCGCAGCUGAUGUGCAGCAAAAUGGCAAAAACAUUAGGUUGACUCCCAAUGAUGAUAAGCCUGUCGAGGUGGCAGACACACAACAAACGGAGCGUUCAGGCGGCCUCGGCGACGUCGGUGCCAUCACGAAUCACAUGACGGAGGAUACACUUAAUAUAAUGCAAUUCUUUUGGAUCGCUCACUAUGCCUGGGCUAUACCAUUCAAGAUAGCCCUGGUCAUCUACUUGCUGUAUCUGAAGCUGGGCAUAAGUGCGGUGAUUGGUGCCAUUGUGUGCAUUGUCAUUAUGACACCGUUGCAGUUCCUCAUCGGGCGAGCCAUGUCGAGGAAUGAGGAAAGGAUAGCGAAAUUCACCGAUGAGCGUUUAAAGAAAAUCCAUGACACCUUAAUAGGCAUUAAGAUAAUCAAGCUGAAUGCCUGGGACGAGGUGUUUCUCAGAAAAAUUCAAGCGGCACGCCAAAAGGAGCUCAAGUAUCUGAAGAAGGACGCCAUGUACUGGACUCUAAUGACCAUUUUGACCCACAUCUGCACCGUGCUAAUCACAUUUGUGACUCUGGCUGUCUAUGUCUAUCUGCCGGACGAGUCGCGCACGAAUUUCGAUGCGAGCCAUCUGUUUGCUGCGCUGGCGCUGUUUCAGCAGCUGACUGUGCCGCUGCUGAUCUUCCCCAUAACUGUGCCCAUUAUCAUUGCGGCCAGGGUGUCCACGCGGCGGCUGGAGCGCUUUCUGCACGCACCCGAGAUUCAAAAGCAGUUCGAGGGCAUUCGGAAUAUGGCGCGCAUCUUGAGUAAAAGCGAUGCCUCGCUGGAUAUGUACGAGACGCAGGAGAAGUCCAACAUGGCGCUGCGCACAGCUCAAGUGGAGAAUCGCCUGAACGAGCAGCGACAGGCGCUGCGCAUUCGCAUACCCGAGGAACUACAAACGCCGGCGCCCCUGGCUCAGUCGGAGCCCAUUACGCCGCUGUUGUCGAGCAAUGGCGAGUCCGCUGAGGACAAGUCGCCGGCUUUGUACGCCCACGAAUUGGGCCACCAGAAGCUCGUGCAGCAUCGCAAGGAACUGUUGCGCAACACGCCCUACGUGGCCAUACGACCACCCAAGCUGUUUGGCGGCACCGCCGACAGGCCCGUAGAGUUCUCAGUGGUGCGCGCUCGGAACACAGACAGCUGGCGGCGCGAUUCUUUGCUGCUAAAAAUGCCCGACGACAUAGCCGUGUCCAUCAACGACGGGCUCUUCACCUGGCAGCCGCAGUGCCGCUUGCCCAAUGUCCAGCUACACAUUCAGGAAAUGGCCAUACCCAAGGGCAAGCUGACCAUCAUUGUGGGCAAGACAGGCAGCGGCAAGAGCUCGCUGCUCUCCGCGCUGCUCAUGGAGAUGCCGCUGCUGGCUGGUAACAUGUUCUGGCACAAAAACUGUACCAUCUCGUAUGUGCCGCAAGUUCCAUGGCUGCUUAAUGACACAAUACGGGAGAAUAUACUCUUUGGCGAAUCAUUCCGGCCGAAGCGUUACGAUUUUGUGCUGGAUGCGUGCGCACUAAAACCGGAUAUUCAACUAAUGCCAACCGGUGAUUUUACGAUAAUCGGCGAACGGGGCAUCAAUCUAUCCGGCGGACAGAGGCAGCGCGUGGCUAUAGCACGUGCAAUUUAUUCAUCGGCCAACGUCGUCAUAAUGGAUGAUCCGCUGUCAUCGCUGGACAAUGAAGUGGGCAGCCAUGUCUUCGAGCAGUGUGUGCGUCAAAUGCUUUUGAAGUCGAAUCGUACCAUCAUCCUGGUGACACAGCAAUUACAGUUGAUCAAGGAGGCGGAUUAUUUAAUUGUGAUGAAGGAUGGGCGACUGCAAGCUUGCGGCAGUUAUAAGGACAUUGAGCUAAAGCAGCCGAAAAUAAUCGCCAAAUGGAACUCGAUAAUUGCUAAGGCAAACGAGAAUGCAAAGGACCAGCCACAAAACGCCACGGAACGCACAGCUCGGGAACGCUGGAAGCUAUUCAAGAAUGUCAGCAAAUUGGGUUUGCAGCGUUCAAUAUCGAUUAGUUCGGAAACUGGCGGCGGCAAUAACUCGGAGCUGGAUGCCAAUUGCUUGGAUGGCAGCAUAUCAAUGUCAUUUAACAAUAUGCUCAACAAUGCCGUCGAAGAGGACGAGGAGGACGACGAUCUGCCUGCGUCACUGUCCCUGGCCAGUGGCAUCAGCUGUGGCUUGCAGUCGGCAGGCAGCUUCCAUUUGCAGCGCAAGCGAGCGAGCGUCUAUGGCUCACGGCAUUUGAUCUAUGAUGUGCCGCUUCCCAUUGACGAGUGUCAGGCGGAUGAUGUCAUCAUGCGACCACGUCGGCGUGCCGCGCUGCAGCGUCGUGGCAGCAGUGCUCGAUCGAGGAACUCGUGGCAUCGACUAAGUGGACUCAGCUCGGCAACGGCAACGUCCACGUCCAGCACGAACAGUGGAGACUUGCUGCGCCGCAGCCUGAUGACAGCCAGCUGCAGUAGCUAUGCGGAGAGCAGUGUCGAUGGCGGCGACUCGCUCACAGACGGAGUUACGCCACCGCCGCCGCCCCAAGCUGAGCUGUGCCCACGUGCCCAGUCGUGGCAGCCAGCGCAGAAAAUGCAUCAUGCGCCGGUGACGCGAAAUGUCUCCUCGCCACCGGCAAUGGAGGCGGCACAGCCACUGCCAACCACUGAGGAGGCUGUGGCACAGAGUCGCGGCAGCUUCCAACAGUUCCUGCGACGCAUGUCCAUGCGGCGCUCCAACAAGCCAAAGCAUCAUCAUCGUCCGCUCAGCGCGGCCAACUCGAUUAGGAGCAUCUCGGAGGAGUCCGGUGCCGCAGCUCUUUUGCCAACAGUUGAGCUAAGUUCAGUGCCUUCAACGCCUGUCGCUGACGUUUCCAAUCCACAGCCAACAACAAAUUCAGAGACAACUGUCGACGACCUGGAACUAAGGAGAGAGAUGCACGAAUUGUCUGCCACUGCCGCAUCUCCUUCUGCUCCUGCUCCUGCUGUUGUAGUGGAGCCACCAGUGAAGCAUGUUAAAAUCGACUUCAAUGCAUUGCCAACAAAUGGGCGCAGCAAUAACAAUAACAACAACAACAACAACAAUAACAAUGAUGACAACGAGGAAGGCAAUGAGGAUGAUGGCGAUGACGUUGACGUGUCAGACGUGACGUCACUGUCAAUGCGGCUAAAGAGAGAAGAGCGUGAAAGGGAACGGGCAAGGGCAGAGGCACAGGCUGUGCAUGCAGCAGGUGGAGGUGGAGCUGCAGUUGCAGGGACAGCGACAGCGACAGCGACAGAUGUGGAACGCAAAUAUGGCCAAAUAUCGAAUCAUAUAUAUCUGCUAUAUAUGCGCGCCUCCGGUCUGCCCAUAAUCAUUGUCUUUUUUAUCACCGCACUAAUUUGGCAAUGUUUGCGUGUCUAUACGGACGUUUGGCUGCAGCACUGGAGCGACCAUGUGGACGCCAGGAGCGACGGCCGCAUGGACGCGGCCAGCCACGAAGUCACGUACUAUUUUCGCAUGUAUGCAACAAUUUCGUGUGUUUGCAUUAUAAUGGCCAUGAUAUCAACACCGGCCGGACAAUGGGCCGGCUGCAAAGCCAGCCGUAAUUUGCACGAUAAACUGUUGCUAACGAUUUUGCAUAAAACUUUGCAUUUUUUCCAAGUGACGCCGCUCGGACGCAUUCUGAAUCGUUUCAGCAGCGACAUGGCGAUCAUUGAUAAGAAAAUCGCCGCAACCUGUCAACGCCUGCUGCAGUUCAGCUUGCUCUGCCUUUGUGCCAUACUCAUAAAUGUGAGCAUUACGCCCUGGUUUCUGGCCCUCACCCUGCCCAUUUGUGGUGCAUACUAUGCCAUCCAGAAGUUCUACAGGUGCUCGGCACGCGAGCUGCAGCGCAUCGAGAACUCAAGCAGCUCGCCGGUCAUUUCGCAUCUGGCGGAGACGAUUCAGGGUGUGACCACAAUACGGGCAUACAAUCAGCAGGCACGUUUCACCGAGAUACUCUUCAAGCGACUCGAGGCGAACACGAUUGCGUUUACUAUUAUGAAUACGAGCAACCGCUGGCUGGGCAUAUCAUUGGAUUACCUGGGUGGUUGCAUUGUUUUUGUGGCCAUCGUAACGGCACUGGCAACGGCAAGCGUCAGUUGCAGCAGCUAUGUGAAGGAGGCGGUGGCGGAGCAGCAGGCAAGUGGCAGGACGUCGGAGAUGGCAGGAACUUAUGCCAUCAAUAAAGGCGCCAGCUCCAAGGAGUUGACGCCGACGCCCUCGCUGGUCGGCCUGGCCAUAAACUACACGUUGUUGGUGCCGAUUUACCUUAAUUGGGUUGUAAAACUUUUGGCCGAUAUGGAGAUGUAUGCGGGCUCGGUCGAACGCAUUGCGCACUAUGCACAGCAGACGCAGCAGGAGCAGGAGCAGCAGCAGCAGCAGCAGCACCAGGAUACGGAAAUAAGCAAUGAAGUCGAUAGGUCGCCCUGCACGACUAACGUUGACAAAGUUUACCCAGGCGCAACGUCAGCUGGCGUUGAUGUUGCCGGCGACUCGGCUCUAGCUGCUGAUAAAUUAAAUGCAGGCAAUGCAGCUUCAGCUCCAACAGCAGCCGGCAAUGGCAAUCACUUAAACUUCCACACGGCGCCAGUUGUUGACAAGCGGCAGCUGGCGACGACAGCGGCAAGGACGUCAAUGAUUAAGGAUAAGGCAGUGACAGCGCCUGGCGACAAGGUCGCGUUAUCUAAUGACCCAUCAAGGCGUAUCAAAACUUACCAAAGCGUUCCGAUUUCCUGGCCACAACGAGGCGACAUCAGCUUCGAAAAUGUUAGCCUGCGUUAUGAAGGACAAAGGCAGAAUGUUAUCAGCCAACUCGACUUAAAGAUACCAGCAGGCCAACGGAUUGGCAUCUGUGGCCGUACGGGCAGUGGCAAGUCCUCGCUGGCUCUGUCCCUGUUUGGUGUGUUGGAGACGACGAACGGCCACAUUCGCAUCGAUAAUGUGGACAUUGAGCAAAUCCGGCCAGACGAGCUGCGUACCAGAUUGUCGAUAAUACCACAGGAUGUGCAUUUGUUUAAUGCAACAAUACGUGAAAAUCUCGAUCCGCAUGGCUAUUAUUCGGAUUUGCAAUUGUGGAAUUGUCUCGAAUUGGCGCAGCUCAAGGAGUUUGUCAACGUGCAGCUGCCACAGGGAUUGGACACGGAAAUCUCUGAUGGCGGCGUCAGCUUUAGUGCCGGCCAUCGCCAAUUGCUCUGCCUGGCACGUGCCAUACUGCGUGGCUCGGUCUGCCUGGUGCUGGAUGAAGCAACAAGUACAUUGGACAGCAGCACAGAGCGUGCGCUGCUCAAGGCGGCUGACAAGGCCUUCCAGGGUCGAACAAUUAUAACCAUUGCCCAUCGCCUGAGCACCAUUCUGGAUUAUGAACGCAUUAUAGUGCUGGAGCAGGGUGAAAUUGUCGAGGACGGCAAUCCAAGGCAGCUGCAACAGCAACCCAGCUCCAUCUUUUAUGGCCUCUUGCACAAGGGCGAGCACCUGAACGUGGCGGCAAGCUCUUAGAUCUAGCAUUAAGCACAGAUCUCCUCAGUGGAUUUCUGUAU